This is a messenger RNA of Hibiscus syriacus, 470 nucleotides long. Its product is annotated as auxin-responsive protein SAUR32-like. The transcript is spliced from 2 exons. Bases 34 to 438 code for a protein of 134 amino acids. The record is from RefSeq and is a predicted model, not a curated record. Gene Ontology annotation, biological process: response to auxin. NCBI's taxonomy places the organism in Eukaryota, Viridiplantae, Streptophyta, Magnoliopsida, Malvales, Malvaceae.
AGUUUCCAUGUUGGUGUGGAUUAUUUGUCAACUAUGACCAUCGUCUUCCCCAACAGAAAUAUGGGAAGUGGAGACAGAAGCUUUAGGAACUUUCAUUUACACUUACCCCACCUACAUCAUCAUCAUCAACAACAACAUCAUCACCAUGGGAAGAAGCAAUUCAGUGAUGUGCCGAAAGGGUGUUUGGCGAUCAAGGUGGGAUCGGAAGGAGAGAAGCAGCAGAGAUUCGUGGUGCCGGUCAUGUACUUCAACCAUCCUAUGUUCAUGCAGCUGUUGAAAGAGGCCGAGGAAGAGUACGGGUUCGAUCAGAAGGGUACCAUCACCAUCCCUUGUAAUGUACAAGAGUUUAGGAACGUGAGGGGCUUGAUUGAUAGGGAGAACUCCAUUCAUCAUCAUCAUCACAACCAUCAUCAUCUUGUUGGGUGCUUUAGGGUUUGAUGAACUCUUUUUUGUUUGUUGUGUGAUAUUCA